AUGGCUUUAAAAAACUGCAAGAGCAGUAGCACCAACAAUAAUAAUAAUAACAAUAUAAAUAUAAAUAUAAAUAACAGUAAUAAUAAUAAUAAUAACAAUAAUAAUAAUAAUAUAAAUAUAAAUAACAGUAAUAAUAUCAGUAAUAGUAAUAAUAAAAGUAUAUCGGAAUUUUUGAAGGUCCCUCAUAUGAAAGAAUGUUCUAAUACAAGAAAUAAAAGAAAGAAACGUAAAUGUCAAGAAAAGCUGCCAGAUUUUUCUUGUUUAAAAAAAUUGAUAUAUGAACAGAAGAGAAAAGAAAACUUGGGUAAUUUAUUUUCGUUUAAUGAUCCAAGUAUAAAAGAGAGAAUAGAUAAAUUUAAUAAAAUAAUCGAAAAGAACAGACAAGAGGAUUCAAAUUUAUUUGAUAAUGAAGAUGAUGAAAUAGCUGGGAAUUUUUGUGAGACAUCUAAAUUUGGAUAUACAUUUAUUGAUAAGAUAAAGUAUAAUGAAAAUAAAGGUGAUGAUAUUGAUGAUUUAAUACAGCAUUAUGAAGAAGAAGAAAUAGACGAAGAUAUUGAUAUAAAUGAAACGGAUACAAGAAAUAAGGAUUUAAGUAUAUAUAAUAAUAAUGAUGAUAAUUAUAAUAAUGAAAAUCACAAUGAUAAUAUAAAUGAUACUCAUAAUAAUAUGAAUAUUAAAAAUAAUAGUAACAUAAUUAAUAAUAUACAUAAUAAUAUUAAUAUUAAUAAUAAUCAUAAUAAUCAUAAUAAUAAUAAUUGUAAUAAUAAUUGUAAUAAUAAACUUGUGAAUAAUUCCGAUAUUAAAAAUAAAGAUAUUUUAUUAGAUAAUUUAAAAUUAAGAUUCGAUGAAUUUAAAAUAGACACAUUAACUAUUCCACAAAAGCCCAUUAAUAUUAUUGAUGAAAAUGGCAAAGAGAAAAAAAAACUUUUUAUAUUUAAUAUAAAUAAUAACACAACAAGAGGAAAGAAUGAGAAAAAAAGAAUUGAAAUUAUAUAUGAUGAAAAACAAAAUGAUACAGAUGAUUCUUCUAUGGAACAUCAAACUGAUUAUAUGUGGGUUGAUAGAAAUGAACGAAAUGUAAAAGAUUAUUAUCAAAAGGAUUAUAUACAAGAUGAAAAUAAAAAUGAUAAAAUUAAUGAUUCAAUAAAUGUUGGAUCUUAUUGUCGUACUAAUAAUAAUUAUGUCCUUCCAUCAAAUAAGGGUAAUUUAUCUAUUUAUGAAUCUAAUAAAUUAUCAAAUUAUAUAUCAAAUAAUAAUUUUAAUCAUCUUUCGAAUGAAGGAAUAACAAACACAACAUGCGAAAAAAGAGAUCACGUAUCAAAUGAAAAAGAAAAUGUAAUACAACAUAUGAAUAAAUAUUGUAUAGGAAAUAGUUAUCAUAGUAAUAAUAAAAUGAGAAUUGAAAGAAAAGAAAAUAUAUUGGAAUUAGUAAAUAAAAUUAAAGAUCAGAAAGAAUCUUAUUUAUAUUUUGCUGUUAAGGAUAAUACAUUAUUAUUAAAUGAGAAUAAUGAUUAUUUUAGUAUUAUGAUGCAUUAUUUAUGUGAAAGAACAAAUGAUUGGAAUAUUCAGAUGUUAUAUUAUUUAAUUAUGAAACCAGCUAAUAUGGAUUUAUUAUUAUAUUUAAUUUUAACAUAUUAUAAAUUUCCUUUUCUUGAUAUCAUUGAACAAUAUCAAAAUAUUUCUAUUAAUAAUAUUAUUCAGAGUGCAUAUGAAGAAAUAUCUUUAUAUGAUUAUUAUUAUUAUGUAUUCCAUAUAUUAGAAAUAUCACAUGAACAAUAUUAUAUGUCCCUAGAACUAUUUAAUGGAAUGAAAUUUUUAUUAGAUAAAUAUAACUUUUUUCUUAGUAGGAUGCAUAAAAAUUCCAUUUUUUCAAAGAAUAAAUUUGUAUUGGGUCUAGGAGAUAUACAAAAUGUAAAGCAUAUUUUUUUAAAUGAUAGUAUAAGUAAUAGGAUAUACAACAAAAAGGAGAAACUAGAAUCGAAGGAUCAUAUUGACAAUGAAGAGAUAAUGGAUGGUGAUCAGAGUACUACAGAUGAUGCUGGAGAGAGGAUUCAAGAAAAAAGACGCAAAAAAAAAAAAAAAAAAAAGGAAAUAAAAGAAAAAAAUAUAUAUCAGGAAAGGGAUUGUGUUAUGAGGGAUACAAAUAUGGAACAUAUUCAAGACGGAGGGUUAGCCAAGAGCAAAGAUGGUGAUAAUAUAAGUGAUGACAAUAAAAGUGAUGACAAUAAAAGUGAUGAUAAUAAAAGUGAUGAUAAUAAAAGUGAUGAUAAUAAAAGUGAUGAUAAUAAAAGUGAUGCUAUUAAAAGUGAUGAUAAUAACAGUGAUGAUAAUAACAGUGAUGCUAUUAAAAGUGAUGCUAUUAAAAGUGAUGAUAAUAAUAAUAAUAAUAACUUUAAUGUGCUUAAAAGAAAGAAUGGAACGUUACAAUAUAUUUUAAACACCAAACUUGAUUUUAUAAACUAUCAACAGAAAAAUUUUUUUAAUGAAACACACUGGAAUGAAAUGGAAAAUUAUUAUCACCUGAACAAUUUAGAUAAGUUAGUAUAUUUUACCAAAGAUUUAUAUUAUAAAUUUACUAAAAAAAAUAUAUAUCAUAAACUAAACGAAAUAACAUGUGAACAAAAACAUUUUGAUAAAAUACAAAUUAUUGAACAUUGUAAAAAAAAGAUUCCUAAGUAUGAUAAAGACGUAAAGUUUAUGAACUUCUUAGGUGUCUAUUCUCACUCUUUCAUAUGGCAAGUCUAUUGUUUAGAAUUGGAACAGUUCUGUGUUUUAAAAUUUAAACGUAUAAAUUUAGGUUUCCUAUAUAUUUACGAUGAUAAACAGAUUGAAAAUAAGAAUAAAAAUAAAAGUGACCAUAAGAAUGAUGAUAAUAAUAGAGAUGACAGUCAUAAUGGAAUUGUGAAGAGUAAAAAAAUAUAUCUUGAACAUAUGUCUUCAAGGGUACCCUAUGAAAAGGGUCAUGGAAUAAAUACCAUUCCAAGGCAUUAUAUGAAUACAAAUGAGGGCAAACAACAAAGAAACGAAAAUUAUAAUAAUAAUGAUGAUAAUAAUGAUGAUAAUAUUGAUAAUAAUGAUGAUAACAUUGAUGAUAACAUUGACGAUAACAUUGACGAUAACAUUGACGAUAACAUUGACAAUAACAAUAUUGAUAAUUUUUACAAUGGUGAUGCACAAUCAUUAAAAGAAAAUUGUGACUAUAUCAUGAAAGGUAAACAUAUCAUAGAAAUGCUAUAUCAUCAAAUGGAUGAAAAAAAGAAAAAUGCAAUGAAUAAGAAAAAAAGGAAAGGAUGUAUUUUAAAUUUAAGACAUAUAGAAAAUCAUAUAACUAUAGCAUUAAAAACAUUUAAGUUUCUUGUAAAAGAAUAUAAAAUAGAAAAUAUAUUUUUCCCUAUAUCAGUAGAAAUAAAAAAAAAAAUUAUAGAAAAGAGUAAAUAUAUAAAUGGUACACCAUUAAAUGAAUUUAUAUAUAGUGAGUUUUUAUCUGGUAUUGAUUUAAAAUUAAGAGUUUUUAAAUUAAAAUGUAUUAUGUUAAAAAUAAUGAAAAUAUUAUUAACGUUUUUAAAGUUUGAUAUUUUAAUUAUACUUAAAUGUUCAAGAAUAUUUUUAAAAGAAGAUAAUUUAAUUAUAAAUGUUGGAAUACCAUUAGGCUUAUUACCUAAUCGUACUGUUCUUUUUUUAUUAAAUAAUAUUGAACAAACAAUUGCAACAAAAUCUUAUAGUAAAACAAUAUUUUAUUAUAUGCCCCCAGAAAUUAAAAAUAAAUUAAAAAUAGUAGACUGUGAACAAUAUAUUAUGGAUUAUACUAAUAAUAAACAAAGAAAAGAAGAAAAUAUAGAUCCUUUAGAUUAUGAUACAGAAAAAAAUUGUUUUUAUUUUGAAGAUAAAUUAAAAUUACAAAAAGCAUAUUCUUAUAUGAUUGGAAAAAUAUUUGAAGAAACAUUAAUUGAUACUUUUACUGGGGAUAAAUUAGAUUAUUUAAAUUUCGAUCAAACAAUUAAAUCUUUUUUAUAUUCAUGCCUACAAGAAGAUGUUGAAAAAAGAGAUCCCUUACAAAACUUAUUAAAUCAUAAAUGCUUUCAGGAUUGUUUUGAUCUAUAUAUUAAUAUCUAUGAUGAUAAUAUUAAUUCUUAUAAAAAUGAUAAAGAAAAAGCUGUACGAUUAAGUGAUCUUAAUUAUAUUAAUAAUUAUGAUUAUAAUAUUUUUACUAUACCUUCAGACCAUACCUCAACUUCAUCAUCAUUUUCAACAGACCACGAAAUUACAACAUCCAGUAGGUAUUCCACAUCCAGUUCAUGA
This is a messenger RNA of Plasmodium gaboni, 4299 nucleotides long. RefSeq lists its product as hypothetical. NCBI's taxonomy places the organism in Eukaryota, Apicomplexa, Aconoidasida, Haemosporida, Plasmodiidae. The record is from RefSeq and is a predicted model, not a curated record. The transcript has a single exon. The coding region runs from base 1 to 4299 and encodes 1432 amino acids.